UGACUGACUUUGAAGAUGGCCAGUUCGACGACGCUCCCGACGACGAGUACGGUCGUAUCGACGAUGAAGAGCUUGUCGACUUGACUUCAGAUGACGACUUGGAUGAUUCUGAUGAGUAUGAAGAGUAUGAUCAUGUCCGAGUCGAGGACGAAGACUGGGAGGUUGCAGAGAAAGGUAUAUAGACUUGAUUAACUCUCAAGGAUUGCUUACAUGGCCUGUUAGAUUUUACAAAACAGUACAAUCGUCUAAGGCAACACCUUGCAGUUCGGUCGGGAUCCGCAACGACGACAUCUACGACGACCAGGCCUGCAGGCGGCAAAGGGAGCAAUGUUGCUGUUCUCCCGGCUGUCAAUCACCCUUCUCAGUCGACGGCAGUUCGCAAGGCAACGACGACGGUUUCGAAGGACCAAACAGCCUCGCAACUGGCCCUGCUCUCUUCAAAGUAUGGCUCACGAAUCGCUAAUAUGGACCAUAGUCUGGGUGUGGGUGUGAACAGAAAAGGCGCAUCUGCCCACGCGAACCUCAAAGAUAAAGCUGAUCGUGCGACGACGGAGCAGGUGCUGGAUGCACGGACGCGUGUCGUGUUGCUGAAGAUGGUGGGCCGGGGCGUGGUCGCAGAAAUCAACGGCUGCGUGAGCACAGGAAAGGAAGCCAAUGUCUAUCACGGUGUUGCCCAUGAACCUGUCGAGCGUGAACUCGCCCUCAAGAUCUACAAAACAUCUAUUCUCAUCUUCAAGGACCGCGACCGGUAUGUCGCUGGGGAGCAUCGUUUCCGGAGGGGCUACGCUCGGCACAACCCACGGAAGAUGGUCCGUAUGUGGGCAGAGAAGGAGAUGCGCAAUUUGAAGAGGCUGAGGGCGGCCGGGGUCAGGUGUCCUGAGCCAGUCGAGGUCCGGGAGAACGUACUGGUCAUGGACUUUUUGGGUGAAGCUUCACAAGCGAGUCCACGACUGAAGGACGCAGAGUCGGAUGCGUGGGAUGACCUCUAUGUCGAGCUAAUGCUCACGAUCAGAACAAUCUACCACCAAUGUCGCCUGGUGCAUGCCGAUCUAUCAGAGUACAACUUACUACUGCACCAAGAUCAUAUCUGGAUUAUCGAUGUUGGGCAGAGCGUCGAGCACGACCAUCCGAGUGCGUUUGAUUUUCUGCGGAGUGAUCUGAGCAACGUUGAAGUGUUUUUCGGGAGGCGAGGGGUGACCGUGCUGGGGCUGAGGAGGUCUUUUGGGUGGGUGACUAACGAGGAGGAAAAUGAGGAGACGCUGAGGAAACUGAUGAGUGAGCCGGAGGAGAAGGAUCUCGAUGAUGGCGCCUUCAAGCACACGUAUAUCCCGCGGAGAUUGGAUGAUGUGUAUGAUCCAGAGCGGGAUAUUGAGGAGGGGCGGGUGCGGGAGGCGGUAGCAGCUGCGCCGGGUGACGACGAGCAGGUGGCAGAUGACGACGAGGGAUCAGUGGGUGACAACCCGGAGGAUAUUGAUCGGGAAAAGCGCCCUCGGGGCCAUAGGCACGAAGACCGCGACGCAAAAAAGGAGCGCAAAAAAGCUGUCAAGGCAGAGGCCCGGGAAAGACGCGUUCAGAAAAAGGAGCGUAAGAAAGCAGCGGGCCAUUGACAUCCAUUAGUGGAAGAGCAUACUAUUAUCUGCUGCAUUUCCACUUCCUGUAAUACCUGCAAAAAUACGCUAUGACAUCAGGAAAAAGGUUUUUGCUACGUAGCACUGACUAUGAGUGUCUUUAUUGGACAGAAGAUGAUAUUUUGUGUGAUGCACUGUGAAUAAUGCUGUAACCGUGUGUUUUUGACUUAUUCCAGGUGUAUAACAAAGAAAGUGGAUGAUAUUCUAUGAUUGCUUUGUUAAUGUAGUAUGUGAUGUCUGAAAUAGGCAUUUGUUGAGGUAUCCUAUCGGGCCGGCACUUCCACAUGAGGACGACGCCAGUAAAUACGUACAUAUAGUAGUUACGUGGCAUUUUUCUUACAGCGGUUUUCAUAAUUAUGUGGAAUCCCGAUUUUGAAAAAUUAUGUGG
Desarmillaria tabescens is the source of this 2016-nucleotide messenger RNA. RefSeq names its product RIO1 family-domain-containing protein. Gene Ontology annotation, cellular component: preribosome, small subunit precursor; cytosol. NCBI's taxonomy places the organism in Eukaryota, Fungi, Basidiomycota, Agaricomycetes, Agaricales, Physalacriaceae. Gene Ontology annotation, molecular function: protein serine/threonine kinase activity; ATP binding. Gene Ontology annotation, biological process: maturation of SSU-rRNA. The transcript has a single exon. The record is from RefSeq and is a predicted model, not a curated record. The coding region runs from base 465 to 1607 and encodes 380 amino acids.